UCGUUCAGUUCUCGUUUAUUUCGGCUCAGUUCACUUCUCUUUGUCGCUUCAUCCUUACCGGUUCGUAAUUUGCCGCCUGGCUAGUACACAGAGAGAAAAUAUUCUCUCAGAGACUGUGAGACUUCCAAGAGAGCUUUUAACCUGGUCGCGAGUAAACGAGACAGCGACAGGCGGGGCGACGCGAUAGAGGGAGAACGAGCUACCGAGAGGGGGAGCCAAGCUGGCCCAGUCGUUGGUUUUUGGCGCUGGUGGAGCUCAUUCACUCGUUUCUGGCGCUCGCGUGCAGUCGCUGCUCCCUAACGGUUGUUUCGCCGUCGCCAGAUCCCGAAAAGGUGCGUGUGCCGGUGUGUGUGUGUGUGUGAGUGUGCGAGUGCUCCCGUGCUCCCGUUCGAGUGAUGGGCAAAAAGUGAAAUGGCAGCGAAAACGAAACGCAGCAUACCCUGUCACGCGAUACCCUGUACUUGAAGUUCUGGACUAGCUCACGCAACAAAAACAACAACAACAACAGUUACUGGGGCCGCUGGAAAGGAGUGAGCGGCGGAGUCAAGUGCAAGUGCAGACCGCCGGCGGUCAUUGAGCUCCAUCUUCCACCCACUUACCCACACACACACACACAUGUGUAUGGUAUAUCAGGUGUGCGUGUGGCAAGCGACAAACGUCACUUUGACAACUUGCCCGCCUCUGCCUCUGCCACUGCCACUGGCUCUGCCGCUCCUCUGCCGAUCGUGCCGCAAGUGAUUUGCGUGCCGUUCUUGCGUUAGCGAUUCCGAUUCCGUGCCGAUUCUGAUUUCCUCUGUUGCAUGCGUCGCCAUCGCCUCUGCCAUCGACAAGCCGUUGAUAAGCCAGGGCCCCCAACGCAAUCCCAACCACAACAGAAGCAACAUUCCUCGAAAAGUGCAAGUGAUGGCCCAAAUGACUCCGAUCGGCCAAAACAUAAACAAGCAAAAAUCGGGUUUCCAGAAUCAAAACAAAAACAAUCCAGCAAGAGUGGACAGAAAUUGAAAAGGGGGUUGACUUGGGGUCAGAGGACUACGGUUCUGAUAGGCAGUAUUUCCAAUUUCCAAUUUAAAUGAGAGUUUAGUCAUGAGAGCUUAGCUUCUAUGCCUUAAGGACUUCCAAAUAAUAUAACUUGAUCAAGUUUUCUGAAUUCAAAUAUUUUUAGAUCUCAAGGAAGUAUGUUAUAGACAUUCUUUAGAAUAUUAUACGCUCGGUUGCAGACAAUAAUGUUGCUAAUGUUCCCAUCCUUAUAAACUUUGAAAACUUUCAGUAGUUUUUGAACCCAAUUGAGAUUUCUUAUAAUGUGAUAGAUAACGAUAAAGAAAAUAUAAUAAUUCUCUUCAAAAACAUGUUUUUAUUCAUUAUUUGUUUUUUUUUCUUAAGAACUUCAAAAUAAUAUCGGGAACUUGAUAAUGUUUUCAAAAUUAAAAAAGUGUUUAAGUGUAAAAGUGUUAAGUGUAUCUUAAGGAAGUAUUACAUGAGGUUUAAAAGAACUUAUUCGGGACUUAUGCCUUAAGAGGGCUUCCAAAUAAUGUCACUAACUUGAUCAAGAUUUAAAAAUUCUAGUACUAGACGAAUAUUAUGAGCUUAUCCCAAGGCUUAUUCCCCCAGAAAUAAGUUCCGAUCGAAAUCUCUUAUAACUUAUAACAAAAAAUAAUGCUCCUAACUUGAUAAACUAAGGGAUAAUCCCACUAAUCUUUGAUCUCAAGUGAGAUUUCCAAUAAAAGAUAAUAUUCUCUCUAAAGAGAAGUGUUUUUUUUUCAUUAUCUAAGUUCUAAAACAUCUAUUGUAAACUACUACUUGAAACCUCAAAGUCUAAGUGGCUAUUUUAUGAACUUGAUUAGAGCCUUUCGAGCAAAUCAAAUGAUAGAUGUUCUAAUACGAUGGCCCCAAAUUGGUGACACAUUGCAAUAACUGGCUAAUUGGCAUUCCAUUACCAGCAGAACAACUUCAACAAUUUCGAACAAAAGCAGGCCCAAGUACAAUCGCCAGACCCAUCGCAGUUCCCACCCCUUUUCAAUCUCUCAAUUGCUAAACCUCUGAUUCCCAUCGAAUCGUGCCUAUAUAGAUCCGAUCCAUCCAACUGAAACUGAAGUGCAAUAAACCAAAAAAAAUCAAAAAAAUAAAAAUAAAAGAAGCGAGAAAUGAAAAAGCAAACAAAAUGUAACCGUGAUGAUAAUUAAAAAUAAAACACAAAGAGGGAAAAAGAUACAAAAUUUACGCGUGGCUACAUCUCCGAAACCGAAACCCCGCAGCAGGAUCUCUGCGGAUCUGAUCGCGCCCAGCUUCUGGCUGUGUCUGUGUGCCGGAUCCCAGUGUGGUGUGCGAGUGUGCGAGUGUGGAGUGUACCAGAGUCAGCCAAAUCAAUAAAUAAAAACCAAUUACAAACAAAAAAGUACAAAAAAAAAAGUGAGGAAGGGAAGACUGGAGAUAUUGAUACGAAAAAUAUUAAGAAUAAAAAUCAUUCACCACGGCGACCAUAACGAACUCCGCCCUAGCAAUGAGCCAGCUGGGCACCGUCUACGCCACCAAGCGAAGGCGACGCAACGGCAAGAGCCUGAAGCCGCCGCCCAAGGAUGGCGUCACAAAGAGCAAUCCAUCAAAGCGGCAUCGGGAGCGCCUCAACGCCGAACUGGACCUCCUGGCCUCCCUCCUGCCCUUCGAGCAGAACAUCUUGAGCAAACUGGAUCGACUGAGCAUUCUAAGGCUGUCCGUUAGUUAUUUAAGAACCAAAAGUUAUUUUCAAGUUGUUAUGCAUAAGGAUAAGGAGGAGAACGGAGUCCUGCCCCACAUACACGCACACGACGGCUACAGGACACGGGAGCUGGGCGCCUUCGAGCACGGCCUGCUGGAUGGUGAUAUGUUCCUCCAGGCCCUAAAUGGAUUUCUAAUGAUACUGACAUGCGAAGGCGAAGUCUUCUUUGCCACGCACAGCAUCGAGAGCUAUUUGGGUUUUCAUCAGUCCGACAUUGUCCAUCAGUCGGUGUACGAGCUGGUCCACUCGGAGGACCGGGAGGAACUGCAGCGCCAGCUGCUGUGGAACAGCUUCCUGCCCGCGGACAUGUCCAGCAUGCAGCUGGCGGAGACCCUGGCGCCGGACAAGGCCCUCUACCUGGAGCGCAGCUUCACCGUCCGCUUCCGCUGCCUGCUGGACAACACGAGCGGCUUCCUGAGGCUGGACAUCCGCGGCCGGAUCAAGGUGCUUCACGGCCAGAACCGCAAAACGGAGGAGCCUCCGCUGGCCCUCUUCGCCUACUGCACUCCGUUCGGGCCGCCCAGCCUCCUGGAGAUCCCGCACAAGGAGAACAUGUUCAAGUCGAAGCACAAGCUGGACUUCUCCCUGGUGUCCAUGGAUCAGCGCGGCAAGCACAUCCUGGGCUACGCGGACGCCGAGCUGGUCAACAUGGGCGGCUACGACCUGGUGCACUACGACGACCUGGCCUACGUGGCCAGUGCCCAUCAAGAGCUUCUGAAGACCGGAGCAUCGGGCAUGAUCGCCUACCGCUACCAGAAGAAGGACGGCGAGUGGCAGUGGCUGCAGACCAGCUCCCGGCUGGUCUACAAGAACUCCAAGCCGGACUUUGUGAUCUGCACGCACCGCCAGCUGAUGGACGAGGAGGGCCACGACCUGCUGGGCAAGCGCACUAUGGACUUCAAGGUGAGCUACCUGGACACGGGCCUGGCGUCCACCUACUUCUCCGAGGCGGACCAGCUAGUAGUGCCGCCGAGCGCCUCGCCAACGGCCCACGCCCUACCGCCGCCGGUGACGCCGACUCGGCCCAACCGCCGCUACAAGACGCAGCUACGCGACUUCCUCUCCACGUGCCGCAGCAAACGCAAGCUGCAGCAACAGCAGCAGCAACAACAGUCGCAGCAGACCUCGCCCCUGGGUGGCCCGGUGGGUUCCCCUUCGCCGGCUGUGGCUGUGGAGUACUUGCCCGACCCGGCGGCAGCUGUGGCAGCGGCCUAUUCCAACCUGAAUCCCAUGUACACCGCCUCGCCGUACGCCAGUGCGGCCGACAACCUGUACAUGGGCAGCUCCAUGCCGGCCAACGCCUUCUACCCGGUCAGCGAGAACCUCUUCCACCAGUACCGGCUCCAGGGCGCCGUCGGCGGCUACUACACGGACUAUCCGCACUCCGGCGGUCCGGCCUCGGCGUAUGUGGCCAAUGGCUUCCUCUCGUACGACGGCUAUGCCAUUGCCUCCAAGGCGGACGACAAGUGGCAGGAGACGGGCAAGUACUACAGUGGCUACAGCAGUGGGUAUGGAAGUCCCACCUCCACGCCGCAGCAAAUUCCUCUGAAGACACCGAAGUCCUCACCCCAGGUUAUGGAAGUGAUUUCUUGCUCCUCGGACGGACCCUCACCGGUGGGCGGAACCACUCCCAAUGGCGCCGGAAAUGCCACGCCCAAAGUGGAGCUCUCGGCCUCGACAGCCGGGGGCGCUGCUGUGGGCCAGGAUCCCUACGAACGCCAGACGGUGCUCAUGUGGGGCACCACGCACUCGAGCGGCAUCCCGCUGAACAGCCUGCAGGGCGGACGCACAGGCUCGGGCAAUCCGAGCUCCCCCCAGCGGACCACGCCCCUCACCAAUGGACUGGGAUAUGCCGGCGCCAAUAACAACAACAACGAGCACGAACCGGCGACGGCGGCCAAGUGGAACGGAACGAAGGAGCUGCCGGGAAAAUCUGCCAGCGCCAGUACGCCGGAAAGCUACCAGCUGCAGCACGACGACUCCGGGCUGUACUCCGCCUCCUCGCACACCACCUCGCCGCAGCAGCAGCAGCCGCGAGGAGUGGGUUCCAAUGUGAGCGCCACCAGUAAUUCCCUUCCACACCCAGUUGCGGUCACCGGAGCCGCGGGCAACAACAGCACGGGCACAGAUCACCAGCCGGUGCACCCGCCCAGCUGCCACCAACAGCAGCAGCAGCAGCAACAACAGCAGCAACACCACCACGCCCACCCGCAUCCUCACUCGCAACAUAACCAUCAUCACCACCACCACGAGGUGGCGCAUCAGCACGGCAGCGAGAUCAUACUCGCCGCUCACCAGCAGCAGCAGCAGCAACACCAGCAGCAGCAGCUAGCCAGCUACCCGCUGCACCACCAGAUGGGAGUGGGAGUCGGAGCUGGAGCAUCGCCACCACCACCAACGUCCCGCUCGCCCGUGGCUCUGCCGGCGGUGAGCAGCCUGCUCAACGGAUCGGCGGCCGGAGGAUCCGCCGAUGUCCCCUACCAGCAGCUGGGCCUCGUGUCCGCUCCGCUCGUGAUCUGCGCCGAGGAGGUUGGCCUGGGACGCAAGUCGAUUAAGCAACACGCCGUCCAGCACCAGCAGCAGUCCCUGCAGCAGCAGCACGCUCUCUACCAGCAGCAGCACUCGCACCACAAUCUGUUGUAUCCGGCCAACAUAACGGCGCACACGGCUCUGGCCUAUGCCCCACCCACUGCGGGGGGCACUUACGCCGAUGGCAGUCCGCUGCUCUCGUUCUCGGAGGUGACCAACACACUCCUGAACCAAUGAGCCGGUCAAUGAGAGGAAGCCAGUGGAAGCAUGGGCAGCUGGGACGGCGGAGGAGGAGGAGGAGUAGAAGGUGGAGGAGGGAGCACAACCAUGUUCAACAGUUUUGCCAAAAUGUGGACUAUGACUAUCGUAUCUUCCAUAAUCUGAACCAGCACAGAACCAGGAUAAUAGCUAGCGCACCCCACUCCUUGGUUGAUUUUUCCAGCUAGCAGCGGUAGUGGCAGUGGCAGUGACAGCGACAGCGGUAGCGAAGAAUUAUGUUUAUUUUACUGUGAUAAUUUAUAGAUACAUUGCCUGGGUUUUGAAAAAAAUCCUCAAACCAAUCCGAACGAAAUAGCCGCAAUAUCCGCGUAUCCACAGCUCCAACAUCAAUGGGGCGAAGAUACUGCGAUCCUAACCAGCACAAAGUUGCGAAGCGAUGUCCUCGCCGCGACCCUCAAUUCAGUUGUAGUUGCAACCAAAGAUUUCUCUUAAAACUAUCAUUUUAGCAUAAUGCGGUGCAUCCAAUCCAAUUAGUUACAUUCCAGCUGCAGUCGGGAGCAGAGCAGGAGGAGCACAAGCCCACUUGUUGCGUCUAGGAGUGCUUAAGCAUAGAUCUAAGGGAAUAACAGAUGCUUGUAUCCAUAUUAAAUUAAUGUAUCUUUAGGCGUUUAGGGUAAUGCAAGAGAUAAAGUAAUUUUCAUGAUUCCUAUCGUUUAGCAAGUAAUUCAAUUAGUCCGUAAGCGGACAUAUCCGUACCCUUGUAUUGUACUUUAUUGUUUAAAGUUUAAAGUUUUCUUGGAAUUUCUAGUCGCCCGCAUAAAACAUUAACUUAUAAAUCAAACAAAUAUACGAUAUAUAAUAUAUAUACUUUGAUAGUGUACAAUUUCGCAAUUCGGCAGGCAAUACUGUACCGUAGUUCGUACUACUCGUAUAUUGAUAAUUGAAUUUUGUUAACCAGCAUGGAUGAUAAGCUAUCAAAAUUAACGCAUAAUAUUCUAGAAGUCCUAUACAUAUAUCCGAGCAAAAUGCAAUUCAUGAAUGUAGAUACUCUCUCAGCUAAUACAAUUUCAAUUAUAAAUUUACGAAAUAAAUCUCGAGUGCAUGUUAAGCGCCUCUAUCCAAAACAAUCAGAGCAAAAUAAAUCUAGAAAAUAAACAAAUUAUUUAA
Messenger RNA from Drosophila ananassae, 6667 nucleotides. RefSeq names its product protein single-minded (gene ss). Gene Ontology annotation, biological process: regulation of transcription by RNA polymerase II. Gene Ontology annotation, cellular component: aryl hydrocarbon receptor complex; nucleus. The record is from RefSeq and is a predicted model, not a curated record. NCBI's taxonomy places the organism in Eukaryota, Metazoa, Arthropoda, Insecta, Diptera, Drosophilidae. Bases 2498 to 5518 code for a protein of 1006 amino acids. The transcript has 8 exons. Gene Ontology annotation, molecular function: transcription cis-regulatory region binding; nuclear receptor activity; protein dimerization activity.